AGAGGAAAAGGGGGGGGGGGAGAAAGGGGGGGAGAGAGGUAAAUAGCCUUAAAUCGGAAGGGAGCUGCUUUCUCUGUGGUCUUCCACAAGAGCUGCUUGGGCUCUGCAAUAACCGAGUGACCUUUUCUUUUGCUGUAUUAUGUCUGGCUGGUAAGGGAUUGCAUUUUGCAGCUGAUAAAGCCCUGACUUCAUUCAACGCGGCUCCUCACACGCUGCUUUUAGGUAUACAAAUGCUCUCAGUCCAGCCAGACACCAAGCCGAAAGGUUGUGCUGGCUGCAACCGUAAGAUCAAGGACCGGUAUCUUCUAAAAGCCCUGGACAAAUAUUGGCAUGAGGACUGCCUGAAGUGUGCUUGCUGUGACUGUCGUUUGGGGGAGGUGGGCUCCACCUUGUACACCAAAGCCAACCUUAUCCUUUGUCGCAGAGACUACCUGAGGUUAUUUGGUGUUACAGGAAACUGUGCUGCUUGCAGUAAGCUAAUACCUGCUUUUGAGAUGGUGAUGAGAGCCAAGGAAAAUGUUUACCACCUGGACUGCUUUGCAUGUCAGCUUUGUAAUCAGAGAUUUUGUGUUGGAGACAAAUUUUUCCUAAAGAACAACAUGAUUCUGUGCCAGACAGACUAUGAGGAGGGUUUAAUGAAAGAAGGUUACGCACCCCAGGUUCGCUGAUCUGCCGCCACGUCGUUAAGAAUAUAAAGCACUAUGUUCUUUUAUCUUUUUUGCUCAACAUGUAUAUAAGAAAUGACACAGGAUCCUACUGAAUAGCGUAGAUAUAGAGAGACAGGAUGGUCGCGUGGAAUAAAAGGCGGACUGCAUAUGUAUGUAGUGAAAAUUGCUCCAGUUCAGAGUUGAAUGUUUAUUAAAAAAGGUAAACUGUACAUACUGCUGGAUUUUUAUUUUAUUUUAUUUUUGGGGGCUUGCUAUUGUUUUUUUUUUUCCCUUUUUGUGUCAUUUGGCAUGAGAUGUUUAUUUUGGACUAUUGUACAUAAUGUAUUGUAAUAUUUGAAGCACAAAUGUAAUACAGUUUUAUUGUGUUACCAUUUGUGUUCCUGUUUGCUUCUUUGUAUUGUUGCAUUUAGUACAAUCACUGUCUAAACUUAUUGUAUAUUUAUGCUUUCUGUAUCUACCAGCUAUUUUAAAUUAGCUGUAACUUUCUAGUAAAAAAGAAUUAAAGAGCAAAUCCCAACCAUUAUGCUACAGUUAAGAGCUUAAAAUACUACUUACAUUACAACUAUUUAAAAGAAAAUAAUUCUAGCAGCAACCACUGCAAACAAUGCUAUGGUUAAAGGUCUAUCAGCACUUGUGUUAUAAGCCUCUAUUUUUCAGGGGUUAAACCUCAGCUGUUUAAUUGUAUAGAUCUCCUCCAAGAGCACUUUUAUUUUAUUACAAAUUUUUGAAAAACAUGCCUGGCUGGUUUGGGACAUAUUACAGAAGGUACAAAAGUGAAUGAUUUUGGGUGCUGCUUUUGUGCUGCUAGAUGUUCAAAAUAAGUUUUGUUUUAUUUUUAAAUUAGCUGGAAAUUAGGCCCUAAUGCAAACCAGUGCCUUUGGGUAUCUUGUAACAUAUAUAUAUUCUGAAGUUGUUUAAUUUGGAAAAGUGACUUCUGCUCUUGUGCAGAGAUCUUUUGUAAGAUCAAAUUUCUUAGGCUUUGAGGUUUGUUUUUUGAGGGGUUAUUUUGUGGUGUUUUGGUUUUUUGCAUCAAGACUUAACCCUAACUUUUCAUGUAGAGUUGUGUGGCUGUGUCGUAAGUGACUUGUUCCAAAAUGAUGAGGUUAGAAGGCAUCAAGAACAGCUUCAGUUAUAGGGUCUGUAUACAUUAGGGAAAAGACCCUUUUGGCUGACAGUAGGAAAGUGACUUGUUGCUGACAACUACCCUUGGUGGCGGUUGAAGAAGACAAUUUAAACACUGACGUAGAUGGGACAAUACUUUUAAAUAUCAUUACAGAAAACAAGAAAUAUCACAUUCCUCCACGUACCAAUUGUACUGUUUCCGAUUGUGUCAAAAAAUUCUGUCCUGCCUACGCUGGCAAUUAAAUAAUCUUCAAUACCUGGUAAGAGUGGUGGGGCCCCUUUCCUGGCAAUCACGGUCAGGAGCAAGUCCAUCUCCUAAUGUAGAUGGAGCUACAUUUUAAAGCCAAGAGACUGAUGCCUCAGCAGCAGGCCCCUAAGUAUUCAUAUUCCUGGCAGAGCUUAAUGACCAGUUAGGCUGAGGUGAGAACUAUGAAGGGAUAACAUGUAACAAAUGGGCAAAAUGCACAGUCAAUCCUUUCCUCUUUGGCACUAUUAAAGCUCACCAGGAAAAUAGCCUGUGUUUAAAUGACUGUCUCAUAUGAGGCCAUGAAAUUUGGGUUUUCUUUCCACUAAGAAUCUUUUACACAAGGUACAUCAAAGAUCUUUGUGUUCCCUCUGUUGGUUUGAUUUAUGGUUGCAAUGCUGUCCUGAGCUCCUCUAUCUCUUUCUGCGGUCCCCAUGGUGGAGGGGAGGAGAUUCCUUAGUAUCUAUUGUGUGAGUUCUGAGUAGACUACACAAUGGAUUGAUUUGGAGAUGGAUUUUUAAUCCUGAUAUCUGAAUUUCCAAAUUUGUCCUUCUAAGAGAGAUUUAGCUUUAUAAUAAUGUGGCUUUUUGGUAUGGAUAUGAACCCAGAUUAAAACUAAGGGCUAGUCACAAAACUUAACUUUCACUGAUCUAGAACAUGGAGGAAACGAAUGGUCACUAAUAUCAUGGUUCAUUCUAGUCAGAGAAAACAGUCCCAUUCAAAGUUUCUCAAAAUUUUCAGAGCACAGACCACAUCUUAAUUGAGAGAUUGUGGCGUGGGAUCACAAAUCUCCCAUUUGUGAUCCCAA
Molecule: messenger RNA, 2842 nt
Organism: Chelonia mydas (Green sea turtle)
Lineage: Eukaryota; Metazoa; Chordata; Testudines; Cheloniidae
Gene: LMO3
Product: LIM domain only 3
Exons: 4
Coding region: 231-668 (145 amino acids)
Biological process (GO): positive regulation of transcription by RNA polymerase II
Cellular component (GO): nucleus
Molecular function (GO): transcription coactivator activity; DNA-binding transcription factor binding
Source: RefSeq, a predicted model, not a curated record